Messenger RNA from Cylicostephanus goldi, 1707 nucleotides. The record is from the annotation of a GenBank genome assembly. NCBI's taxonomy places the organism in Eukaryota, Metazoa, Nematoda, Chromadorea, Rhabditida, Strongylidae.
AUGAAAAAUUGUGCCAAGUACGCGAAAAAGUUGCAAUCGCCAGCUGCACACAAAUAUUUGAGGUUAGCACUGUUGUCUCAGGAUUGUGCUCCCGCUUGCGCUACUACACCGUCUUUGUCUCGACAAGGCUCAUCAACGAGUCUUUGUAGCGAAGGGCUCCUAGCUGAGACAGGCUCCUUCCGUCCAAACCCGAUCAAAUUUGAUAACGUGGAUGAAACAGAUGUUCGUAUCCUCAACACUGGUGAUAUCGUCUUAAAAGGAGUUGUGAUUGCCGCGAUUGCCGCAGAGACUAUUGGUCUAAAAAAGGACACAGCAAAAAAGCCAAAAAUGGAAGUCGUAGAAGAUGCAGAAAAUGACGAGGAAAUGACGGAUGAAGAGGUCGUAGACGUGGUUAGCGAUGAGGAUUUGGAAAUGCAGGAACUCAUUAGGCAAGAAAAACGUGCUCGUUCGGGUAAACCACCGAAAGAGAAAAAGAAACGGCCAAAAAGAAACAAAGGCGGCGAUGUUGGUGCCGAUGAAGAUGCAGAUCGUCUUCUGCGAAAUGCCGAUGCUCUCCUUCACGAAUCACCCAGUAAGGUCCGUAAGGAGGAUGGUAACGACUCAGUCGAGGAAAUAGAAGAGAUCACUGACGCUGACACGAAGGAGAAAGUCAAGUCAGAGAAAGUUGGCAGUAAGACUAAUGGUACAUCUGCCUCGAAGAAAAGCUACAGUGGAUCAAAGAAGGAAAAACUUGGCAAGGAGAAGAAGGCAGAAGAUGUGAAAAAGAAUGGGGAAAAGUCUAAAGAAUCGGAUAAAAGUGAUGUUUCGUCGUCAGAAGACGAACCUAUUGUCAAGCGCCACAGAUUAUCGAAGAAAGAGGAACGAAGAAAGCGUUUGGAACAGAAACAGAAAGAAUUCAACGGGAUCGAGUUGAUGGAAGGUGUCGAUAUAGCUUCUGCUCUCGUCAGUGGUACAAAAACUGUGCAAAAGCUGAAGUCCGUCGUUGUUGAUCCAGAUAAGAACGGCGAUCCACCAGUUCCUGUUUCAGUUCAUCCAUCUCUAGUUCGAGUCCUGAAACCACAUCAGGCUCAAGGGGUGCAGUUUAUGUACGACAGUGCAUUCGAAUCUCUUGAUAGGUUAGAGGAAGAUGGAGGCGGUGGUAUUCUGGCCCAUUGUAUGGGACUUGGAAAGACACUGCAGGUCAUCACUUUCCUUCACAUGAUAAUGACGCAUCCUAAGCUCGUGGACUAUAGCAAGAGAGUAUUAGUAGUGGUUCCAAAGAAUGUGGUCCUGAAUUGGUUCAAGGAAUUCCAAAAAUGGCUUGAGGAUAAUGAUCCUGACUUAGCUGUCAUAGAUGUAAUGGAGCUGGACUCCUUCAAAACAUACAACGAUCGGCACUUAGCUUUGAAAAACUGGUAUCACUUUCCUUCCGUGAUGAUCAUAGGGUAUGAUAUGUUCCGAAUCUUGACUCAUGACGAUGAAGAUAACAAGAAGAAACGCGGGGCGCCUAAAAAGCCACCUUCAAAAAGAAAUAAACGGUUAUUGAAACUGCAGGAACAGUUCAGGGAGUAUUUGCAAGAUCCUGGUCCUGAUAUAAUCGUAUGCGACGAGGCACACAAGUUGAAGAAUGACGAGUCUGCUCUAUCUAAAACAAUGGUGAAAAUAAGAACGAGGAGGAGGAUCUGUUUAACGGGGACACCUCUGCAGAACAAUCUUAUGGAAUGUUAG